Messenger RNA from Sorex fumeus (smoky shrew), 1089 nucleotides. Its product is annotated as NUT family member 2F-like. Lineage: Eukaryota; Metazoa; Chordata; Mammalia; Eulipotyphla; Soricidae. The record is from RefSeq and is a predicted model, not a curated record. Bases 1 to 1089 code for a protein of 362 amino acids. The transcript is spliced from 9 exons.
AUGCCCGUGGUGGCAGGAACUGCUGGCCAUGGCCCCUGCGACCCUGGACCUUGCAAGGUCAUCAUCCAGCCCCAGUGGUUUUGUGGGGACAGUGAUCCAGUCCCUGCUUGGAGCCAGGCCCCUCCUGAAGCCUCGCGCAGGCCCAACAGUGUCUAUGAGAACUUCCAGCGCUGGAAGCUUUUGAAGGCUCUGACCCGGAGGUACCUUCCCAGGACUCCUGACACUGAAGUCCUUUCCUGCUUCCUCAUCCCGGUGUUUCGCACUCUGGCCCGCCUGAAGCCCACCAUGAGCCUGGAGGAAGGCCUGCGCCUGGCCCUUCGGGAAUGGCGGGGCACGAGCAACUAUGACCGCAUGAUCUACUCCGACAUGGCGGCCAAGUUCAUGGAGUUCGAGGCCGAGGAGGAGAUGGAGGUGCAGAAACUGCAGUGGACGAACGGGGUGCAGGGCCUGCCACUCCCCGCCCCACCCAGCACAUCCCAUGCUGCCUCAGGCGUCAGACUCACCUUUGAAGUGGGGUCGGAGACCCUGGGGACACAGUUGGUCCCUCCUCCCAUUGAGGGCCACCUCAUCCCUCACGCAGCCACUGGAUUCCAGGGCCCUGAUCCAGCCCACUGGGACCUGUCCCCAACUCUGUGCUCAACACACAAACCUCAGCAGCCCCCCAAGUCCAAGGCCCCCGAGGAGAUCCCUCCUGAGGCCGUGCAGGAGUACAUGGACAUCAUGGACGAGCUGCUAAAGGCCCCCGACUCAGUCUGCAGGGCGCCCCUCGGCCAACGGGCAGUGGACAGGGAGGAGCAGCAGGAGGAGCCUGGGACCUACCCUGACCCGGGGCUCUUGAGCUAUGUGUACGAGCUGUGCUCCCAGGAGGACUUUGUCACCAAGGUUGAGGCGAUCCUUCAUCCCAGCUUCCUGGAGCUCCUGCUCUGCCCAGAGUCCCAGCUGGAUCUCCUGGACCUGGCUGAGGAGCUGGAGAAGGAGGAAGGAAUUGUGGACAAGCGUCUGCAGGCCUCAAAGGCUAAGGAGGUCAUGAAGGCUUGUCCCCAACACCAGGUCCUGCCUUUUGCCAUUGUGAAGGCUGAUAAGCUGUAG